Scaptodrosophila lebanonensis is the source of this 666-nucleotide messenger RNA. Its product is annotated as cancer-related nucleoside-triphosphatase homolog. Gene Ontology annotation, molecular function: ATP hydrolysis activity. The record is from RefSeq and is a predicted model, not a curated record. Lineage: Eukaryota; Metazoa; Arthropoda; Insecta; Diptera; Drosophilidae. Bases 77 to 646 code for a protein of 189 amino acids. The transcript is spliced from 2 exons.
AAAAGCAAACUGGUCUUUCUUCUGAUUUUGGCAACAUUUCUGCUCCACUGUGCGUCGCGUGUAUGGCAACACAUCCAUGAAACCGUCCCGAUUUCUAGUAACUGGGCCACCAGGCGUGGGAAAGACAACUUUGGUGCGUAAGGUUUGCGGGGAGCUGAAAGGGCAUGGUCAGUUUCAGGGUUUCUAUACGGAGGAGGUGCGACCAGAAGGCGGCGGAGAUCGCCUAGGGUUCGACGUGGUCACAUUGGAUGGUGCCCGUGGUACAUUGGCACGCACCACAAGGCCCAGGAAUGACAACAAACAACAUCCCAAAGUGGGAAAAUAUGUGGUAUGGGUCCAAGAUUUUGAAGCUAUAGCACUGCCAAUGAUGAAGAUUGGAACGUCGACUCCGCAGCUCGUGGUUAUCGAUGAAAUCGGUAAAAUGGAAUUGUUCAGUGAAGCCUUCGAGCAAUCCAUUCAGGCGGUCUUGCAGUGUGACAGGCCUAUUCUAGCAACCAUACCACAAACCCGACAGCCCAUUCCGCUCAUCGAGCGUAUAAAGAACGGACCAGGCUGUACCAUUUAUACUGUGACGCGGGAAAACCGAAAUAGGUUGGUCCAAGAAAUUACCAAAAACAUUUUGCAGGCGAACUAUUUAUCAAAAUAAAAUGAAUACUUGUCUCUUUA